UGGACAGAUAAUGGUAUCUCGACAAAAAGUUGACGAUGCAAUAGCUUGCUACGAGCAUACUCUAGGUAUGAGUCCUAAUAACAACAUUGACCAGUGUUUGAUGGCAACCCUGGCAGACCUGUAUCAAACCAAAGCAAAAACAGAGGGCAAAAUUGAUGAGGUGGCCUAUAAACGUUGGAUAGAAAAAGCAAAUAAAUGUUUUCAGGAAUUAAAGGAUAAUAGUAUAAAGAUGGAACCAUUCGUUCAGGCCCAAUUUGCCUCAUUCCUCUCUCGAACAAAAUGCUUGAAUGAAGCCAUUUUCAACUUCGAGCAGGUGCUUGCAGUCAAGGAAGAGAGCAUUAUUUCCUCCUCCAAAGUUGACAUAACCCUGUCUGGGGUUCACAUCGCCCGAGAAAUUGAAGCUAGAGGGGGAGUAUCUUUGCCAUUGAAGAUAAAUGUUUUUCAUGAGUUAGCCCUAGCAUAUUUUAAAAGUGGUGAAGACAAGAAAGCUGAAGAGACAGUGCUUCAAAUGGAAGAAUAUGCCAGGGAAUUCAUGUCUUAUCCUUUCUAUCCCAUCAUUUGUUCAGUCGUUGGAUACACCUAUAAAGAAACUGGACACUUGAGAAAAGCAAUGGAAAUAUUCAAGUCGGUGCUAGAGAGAGAAUUAGACAAUCAGCCAGUGAAACUAGCGUUAGAAGAAUGUGUAACAUUUCAACAAACAGCAUCAGGCACGACCCACGAAUCACCUGAGACACUUGAAAAACAACCACAAAACACUUGACGGAUUAAUUGAUCGAGUUCUAUGAAAUCAAUAUUUUGCAAUAGCAAAUCAUCACAGAUGCGAGGAAUAUUGAUCAUCGGACAUCAUCCAAGACAUGUGAAGUAAAAAUUUUAAGUCUCAUAACUGCGAACGUUUAAUAUAGUAUAUUCAAAUUAUGGCUUCAGCACAACUAAAGCUCAAUUCAUAAUACAGCCACAAGUUACAGUAGCGUAGCCAGC
Molecule: messenger RNA, 978 nt
Organism: Dendronephthya gigantea
Lineage: Eukaryota; Metazoa; Cnidaria; Anthozoa; Malacalcyonacea; Nephtheidae
Exons: 2
Coding region: 11-760 (249 amino acids)
Molecular function (GO): protein binding
Source: RefSeq, a predicted model, not a curated record